Paramecium primaurelia is the source of this 2888-nucleotide messenger RNA. The record is from the annotation of a GenBank genome assembly. Lineage: Eukaryota; Ciliophora; Oligohymenophorea; Peniculida; Parameciidae.
AUGUAAAUUAAAUAAAAUGUAAUCCAAAGUUUGAUUAACUAAAAUAGUGCAAUAGAAAAUUUAGUAUAAAAGGAAGGUUUGCAAUUGAUAGGUACAAGUCGAUUUAAUUUAGGUGAUUAAUCAUAUGGAUAACUAAAUGAUUCAGAAUAUAAUAAGAAGAAAACGUAAAUCAUUUUAUUGAAAGACUAAUAAUACAUUGAUGCAGAAUAAUUAAAAAGAUUAGAAGAACACAAUGAGGAUUAAUUGAAUUAGCAAUAGAAAUGGAUUAUUUUGUUAUUAUUUAAAAUUAUAAGACCAGAAGAACCGAAAAAGAUUAUAUGGGAUUUGAUUGGAAUGUCAUUCAUAUUUAUUUAAAUGAUAACAAUCCCAUUAAUAUUGACAUUUAGUUUUGAAAUAUCAGGUGGUUUUGCUAUAUUUAAUGAUAUAAUGGACUACUAUUUCUUAAUUGACAUUUUAUUGUAAUUUUAAACUGGUUAUUAUGAAGGGUAUUUAUGAGUAUAUAUAUAAAUUUUUAGAGGUUAUUUUGUAAGUUAGAGAAGGUAGAUUGCAUUAAAUUACUUAAAAUUAUGGUUUUGGUUAGAUUUAAUAUCAUCAUUUCCAUAUGAUGAUAUGCUUUCAUUAUUUAUAGAUGAAUCAAAUUCAUAAUCAUUGAAACGGAAUACAUAAAUAAUAAAGAUUAUGAGAAUUGUUAGAUUCAUUAAGGUUAUUAGAUUAAUGAGAGCUUUAAAAUUAAAGAAAAUAAUAAAUUAAAUAGAAGAUACUUUAUUUUAAGAUAAAACAAUCAUUUCAAUAAUAUCUUUCUUUAAGAUUUGUUUAAUAAUAUUAAGUUUAUCUCAUUGGUUAGCAUGUAUAUGGAAUGCAAUUAGAUUUAUUGAAGAAACAGAUAAUAAUUGGUAUACUUAAUAUGUGAUUAAUUUUGAUUAAGAAAAGGAUAAUGAUCCAGAUUUUUGGUUUAAUUAAUACGUGGCAGGAAUAUAUUUUAGGUAUAUUUGAUGUUAUAGAAGAAAUAAAGCAUAACUACAAUGAUUACUAUUGGAUAUGGGGAUAUAUCACCUAAGAAUACUAUAGAAAGAUCAUUUGGGAUAUUUGUAAUGAUAUUAGCAUCGGGAGUAUUUGGUUAUGUUAUGAAUUCUAUUGUAUUAUUGUUUUAGAAUAUGAAUGAAUCAUUAGAAGAUCUAUUGAAUAAGAAUACAGCUGCAAUUAAGUAAAUAAAUCAAUUUGAAGUAGAUAUAUGAAAUAAAAGGAAGUGAAUAAGAAAUUAUAAUCAAGAAUAAAGAAUUAUUUAGAAUGGUUAAUAGAAGAUGAAUAAUUAUAAAAGAGUUAUGCUCAUGACACACUUGAAAAAUUAUCAUUACCAUUAAAAAAUUAAUUAACUUAAAUUGUACAUGGUAAAAUGAUGAAUUAAAUUAAAUUUUUAAGUAAAAAUUUUUCAUCUUUGUUAUUAAAAAAUUUGGCUUUUACAUUUUAAGAAGAAAGUAUUAUAUAUUAUAUAUUAUAAUUUAGUUUAUAAUCCAGAAGAUUGGAUUAUUAAUUAAAAUGAUCCAAUAAAUGAUUAAACAUCUAUAUAUUUUAUAUUGAAUGGAAGAGUAUCUGUUUGUUUUCCAAAAUCUAAAGGUGUUAUUGAAUUAAUAGAAUUAAGUAAAAAAUAAUAUUUUGGUGAAAUAUCAUUUUUUGGUAAUAUUCCUAGAUGUGCAUCUGUAAAAGCUAGAAAUUUUAUCAAUUUAUUUAGAUUAUCAAGAAAAUCAUUUUUAGAAUAAUGUGAAAUAGAAGAUAUUGAGAAAUUCUUUUAAUUAAAAUUUAAAAUAGAAUUUGAAUAGGAUUAUGAGGAUUUAAAUUUAUUUUGUUAUGUUUGUUAAGCUGCUAAUCAUACAGCUAAGAAUUGUCCAAAUGUACAUUAUGUUAUAAAUAAAUAUGAUAGAAUAACUAUCAUUGAGAAAUAUAAUGAAGAAAUUAAAUUAUUUAUUAAUGAAAGAAGAAGAUAAAGAAAGAAAUGUAAUACUUUAAAAUAUUUAAAUAAUAAAAGAAAUUAAUAAGUAAUUUAACAAAUAACAGAAGAAGCAUAUCAUAUUGAAAAAUAUAUUAAUUUUCAUUAGACUAAACCAAGUGUAUUGACAAUUAAAGAUUCAUUUAGAACUGAUUCAAUUAAAGAAUAUACUAAUUUUACACCUAAUUCUAAUUUAAAUUCUAUUGCAAGAUUAUAAAAUUAUAAUGCUGAAUUAUAUGCAGAAAAUGUUAGAUAAUAAAAAGAACUUAUGAAGAAAAAUAAAUUGAAAAGUAAAUUUGUAUAACUUUUUUAAAAUAAAAAAGAAUAAAGAUAAUCAUUAAGUAAUUAAUCAGGCAAUAAAUUUUCUAAAUUAGUUAUGAAUUUAACUAAAUUAAAAAAAUAAUAAGAUUAAUAAUAAUAAUAAAAUUAAGAAUAAGAAAAUAGUCAAAUAUAAAUAUCUAGAUUAUCAUCUCCUUCUACUAUUAAACCUAAAUUAUUAAGAGCUCCAACUAUGGUAGCAAGAAAAUUGAAUGAAGGAAAAAACACAAGAUUAUAAAGAUUACCAAGAAAAACUUAUUUAGGAUAAAUUUGUGGAUUUGAAAAACGUAAUUAAUAAUUUAUAGAUAUUAUAAUGGAAGAUUCUAUGGAAUGUUCAGCUUAACCUUUAAAAUAAUCUAGUGUUAUUAAAAUUAAAAAAAAGAAAACAAUAAUCUUAUAAAAAUCAACAGAAUCAACAAUUAUUGAAUCAAAUUAAUUUCCUGAUGUUUAUUUUCAUAAAUAACUAAAAAGAAGUUAAUCUUCUGAAUAAUUAUAAUCAAAUUCAGAUUUAGAAAAAUACUCUAAAUUAUUUCUCGAAGAUAUGAUAUAUUUGGUGGUUAAUUAUAAAUUGUAAAAUUGCAAAUGA